Diaporthe amygdali is the source of this 462-nucleotide messenger RNA. RefSeq lists its product as uncharacterized. The coding region runs from base 1 to 462 and encodes 153 amino acids. The record is from RefSeq and is a predicted model, not a curated record. The transcript has 2 exons. NCBI's taxonomy places the organism in Eukaryota, Fungi, Ascomycota, Sordariomycetes, Diaporthales, Diaporthaceae.
AUGAAGUUCUCUACCAUCUUCGCCGGUGCCCUCGCCGCUGUUGCUUCCGCCGCUCCCACCGAGAAGCGCGGACAGCUGGACAUCUCCCAGCUCAACAACCUGCAGAAGUUCAACUCCCUGGACGUCAACUACCUGAACGUCAUCAACUCCCUGGACCUGCAGCUCCUCAACACCCUGGCUGUCCAGAACAACUUCAACGCCCUGGCCUUCCAGGGUCUGUUCCAGGGCAACUCCUUCGACGUCAACCAGCUGCUCCAGCUCCAGCAGCUCCAGACCCUUCUCCAGCUUGGUCAGGUUGGUGUCUUCAACACCUUCGACCUCUCCACCCUGAACCUCCAGGCCCUGCAGCUCGGCCUCAUCAACAACGUCGGUUCCUUCGAUCUGUCCUCGCUCAUCGAUGCUUCCUUGGUCCCUCAAAUCACUGCCAUCUCCGAGCAGACCGUUGUCGUUGCUAAGGAGUAA